Messenger RNA from Aspergillus piperis CBS 112811, 1005 nucleotides. RefSeq lists its product as uncharacterized. The transcript is spliced from 2 exons. The record is from RefSeq and is a predicted model, not a curated record. Lineage: Eukaryota; Fungi; Ascomycota; Eurotiomycetes; Eurotiales; Aspergillaceae. Bases 1 to 1005 code for a protein of 334 amino acids.
AUGGCGGCUGCCCUGGCGGCGCCAUCACCUUACACUCAGGAACAUAAAUACGCUCGAGUCACAGUGCAGCAACAAAAGAUCACCUCCGAGAAGCAAAUUUUGGUGAAGGAUAGCUCUACUGGAGACAUACUUGGUUCCGCCUGCUCAAAUGCUCUGACCACCGGGGCGUUUUCCGACUUCGGUAUCGUCGUAGAUGUUGGACCUAACGGCGACGGCAAUAUUACUGCCGGGCCUUCCACAUUUGUUGUUCACGAGGAUCCCCAGUACUCCGGUGGUAUCACUUGUUACAGAAUGUACAAUGAUUAUGAGUCGUUUGUGGUAUGCGACGGCGUUCCUUUGCCCACCACUGUUCCAUUGGAACCUAUAAAAGGGAACGACAUAUCCCCUUGUUUCAGUGACACAGUAGACAUGACUUCACAGCGAGCAGCGCAGACCAUCCACGUUGUGGAUACUUUUCCAGUGUCUGGCUCUCAAGCAAACACCACAAGUGCUGUGUAUAUAAGCAAUUUGGAGCAGCGGCAAACUGGCACGUGCAGUCAGUGGUCACCUGCUACAAGGAAAGUUGGAGACGGCGAUCCCCAUCAGAACUAUUGGCGGAAACAGUUGAGCGAGAACCUGGAUUGCGGGAGCGCAGACCAUUGCACUGUUGGCGCGUCCCAAUCAAAGUCGUUUACAAUCGGAUGGACGGCGACUGCAGAUGCAUCACAAUGGAUCUCAGGCGGCUUUGCAGUGCAGGCGAGCUGGACAACUGGGCUUGACUAUCAAUGCACUGCUAGCUCCCAUCAGACAGUCUGUAUCUGGUACAACACCGCUCAUACUGCGUAUACUGCUCAAAACGGACUUUACAACGUUUGCACGGGAUUCAACCCUAACAACGGUGCCGGCUUCGUCAUGUUCUCGCCAAACCAGAACAACAAGGGUGGCGGGUAUUACUGCGUUAUUGGCACAUGUCGCAACCAGGGGCAAAAUUACUGGGACAAAAGUGGUCCUGCAGGUGGACCUUGA